AUGGAAGUCAUCAGCAAUGGGAUCCGAUCAAGCCGCAGCCAUUCCGGUCACCAGAUGGAGAAUCGCAACCCGAAAAUAAGAGCAGUCAAUCUGGGAGGCUGGCUGGUCACGGAAGGAUGGAUCAAGCCUUCCCUCUUUGAUGCAGUCCCCAACAAGGACUUCUUGGAUGGGACCGGACUGCAGUUCAAAUCGAUGAUGGUCGGCAAGUAUCUCUGCGCCGAGUUUGGAGGAGGGCGCCGACUAGUCGCCAACAGCACAGGGACUCCUGCUGGGCGUUGCCCAGCAGGUUCCGGCCCCCAAUGGGAGACAUUCAGGCUGUGGAGAAUCAACGAGAGACUCUUCAACUUUAGGGUCGCCAACAAGCAAUUCGUCGGCCUUGACUCUGGUGGGGAUGGUGUCGAUCUGGUGGCCACUCGCGAUUCGCCGGGAACCCUAGAAACCUUUGAGAUCGUGAGGAACACAGAUGAUCCAAGCCGGGUCAGAAUCAAAGCUUCCAAUCGCUGCUUCUUACAGGUAAAGACAGAGGAACGAGUGACAGCUGAUUAUCAAUGCGACGAGAGCAAUGUGUGGAGAGAUGAAGACCCAUCUGUGUUUGUGAUGAGCUUCACUAAAAGAUUGGAAGGCGAGUUUCAAGUCACCAAUGGUCUUGGACCACAAAAAGCCCCAGAAGUCAUGAGGGAACAUUGGAGCACGUUCAUAGUGGAAGAUGAUUUCAAGUUUGUAGCUGAGAAUGGAUUGAACGCGGUGAGAAUUCCCGUGGGUUGGUGGAUAGCAAGCGGCCCAAAUCCUCCACGCCCUUACGUCGGUGGUUCCUUGGCCUAUCUAGACAAUGCCUUCUCUUGGGCAGAGAAGUAUGGGUUGAAGGUGAUAAUUGACCUGCGUGCAGCACCUGGUUCCCAAAAUGGCUGGGAACGCAGCUCGUCAAGAGAUGGGUUCUGCGAAUGGGGAGACACAUAUGACACCAUUCAACAAACCCUCCAUGUCAUAGAAUUCCUAACUUCGCGAUACACCAAGAGCCCGAGCUUUUAUGCGGUCGACCUUCUGAACGAGCCACUCGCGGAGACACUCCCUCAGGAGACUGUCAGCAAGUACUACAUUGCCGGGCACAAUGCUGUCCGCAAGCACUCCUCCUCUGCUUAUGUGAUCAUGUCGUGCAUGCUGGAAACCUCCAGCAAGGAGCUGCUGCUCCCCGACGCUACCAGCCUGGACAGGACAGUUGUGGAUAUGCAAUGCUAUUUUCUGUGCGACACAGAAUUGGACACCAUCCAAGAUACCCUUCCUUUAUUUUACGAAGAUUGGUUUGCCCAAUUGGAAAGUCUCGCUACAUCAAAUGGACCUCUCAUUUUUGUGGGUGAAUGGGCAGCGGAGUGGGGACCGAAUGGAGCAACAAAAGAGGAGAACCAAGAGUAUGUGGAGGCUCAACUGGAAGCAUACGGAAAAGCCACGUUUGGAUGGGCGUAUUGGACUCUCAAGUGCGAAGAAGAUUUUUGGAGCUUGGAAUGGAUGAUGAAGAAUGGGUACAUUAAGCUUUAG
This is a messenger RNA of Eucalyptus grandis, 1533 nucleotides long. RefSeq names its product probable glucan 1,3-beta-glucosidase A. Lineage: Eukaryota; Viridiplantae; Streptophyta; Magnoliopsida; Myrtales; Myrtaceae. Gene Ontology annotation, molecular function: actin filament binding; hydrolase activity, hydrolyzing O-glycosyl compounds. The coding region runs from base 1 to 1533 and encodes 510 amino acids. Gene Ontology annotation, cellular component: cytoplasm; actin cytoskeleton. Gene Ontology annotation, biological process: actin filament bundle assembly; establishment or maintenance of cell polarity; cell migration. The record is from RefSeq and is a predicted model, not a curated record. The transcript has 8 exons.